AUGUCCCGCGCGCAAUUCAGCAGACCUACAGCAUGGGUUGGCACACUACCGAAGAAGUUCCCGUACUUGUAUAACUGGAGGCUACGCUACGAUGUCCCUCAGUCCGCCCUCGUCGACCGCACGAAGAAGGCUAUGGCGAGAUCACUCGGCUUGAUCGUGUUAGGUCUACGACUACUUGCUUCUCCUGUGAUGGGUCAGGGCGUAGCCUACUCUCAAUGCGGUGGUAUAGGCUGGACAGGACCCUCCACCUGUGUUUCUGGAUAUGUUUGCACGUACUCGAAUGAUUAUUAUAGUCAAUGUAUACCGGGAACCGCGACCCAGGUUACGUCCACGACAAGCAACAAAGCGGCAACAUCAACAGGAAGUUCCGCAGCUGGCACGACUGUCACUCACGUAGCAACGACGACAACGUCUUCCACACCAACAAGCAGUACAUCUACGCUGACGGGUAUAGCAGCCACAGCUCCAACAACUCCCCCCUCGAAGGCUGUCGGGCAGCUACCCGCGCUUGGAUGGAACGGAUGGAAUGCCUACGGCUGCGCGAUCACGGCGGAUAAGGUUCUUGCAGCGGCACAGUCUUUUAUCGAUCUCGGGUUAGCCGACGUCGGUUACGAAUAUCUCAACAUCGACGAUUGCUGGAUGCUCAUGGCUCGUGAUUCCACCACUAAGCAGCAAGUCCCGGACCCGAGCAAAUUUCCUGACGGUAUGGCUGCGCUCGCAGACAAAGUACACGACAUGGGCUUCAAGAUUGGCAUAUACAGUGAUGCCGGGACGGCAACGUGCGCGGGAUUCCCAGGAGGACUCGGUUAUGAAUCCAUCGACGCGGCUGCAUACGAUUCGUGGGAUCUAAAAUAUGACAAUUGCAAUGUACCAUCGAACUGGUCGGAUACCUAUCCCAUUCCCAACAACGAUUACUACAACUCGAACACGGCGAUUCGUUAUCGUCAGAUGGGCGCAGCUAUUGCGGGCAAUAAGACACCUGUUCAAUUCUCCCUAUGCAUUUGGGGAGUGGAUAGUCCGUACCUUUGGGGGGCAAAAGUUGGCCACUCAUGGCGAAUGUCGGGUGAUUCAAGCGCUUCGUGGUCAUACAUCACGCAGAUCAUGGCAUCCAACGCUCAGUACUUGAGCUACGUCACAUUUGGUGCUCACAAUGACAUGGAUAUGAUGGAGAUUGGCAAUGGCGAUCUCACAAUUGAAGAGCAACGGACACACUUCGCAGCCUGGGCUUUCAUGAAGUCGCCCAUCCUGCUCGGAACGGAUCUUUCCGCUCUGUCUUCGGACCAAGUGGCAAUCAUCACGAACGCAGCGCUCAUAGACUUCCAUCAAGACUCCAAGGUUGGCGAGCCAGCCAUGCCUUUCACCUCUUCGACCGUCGCUCCGACGUCUCCUCCAUCUUUCUACGCCGGGAAGUCUUCGAAGGGAACGCACUUCUUCGUCGUGAACCUGAACAGCGCAACUACAUCGUACACAGUCGACUUUGCGGAUGUUACUGGCCUCGGAGCUGGCACUUACACGCUGGAGGACAUGUGGACGGGCAAGAGCUUGGGCAGUUUCACUAACAGCUACACCGUUUCUAUUGCGGCCCACGAUACUGCCGCUAUCCUGGUAACGGGUUGA
Peniophora sp. CBMAI 1063 is the source of this 1617-nucleotide messenger RNA. The record is from the annotation of a GenBank genome assembly. Lineage: Eukaryota; Fungi; Basidiomycota; Agaricomycetes; Russulales; Peniophoraceae.